AUGUGGUCCAACUUCUUUGUACAGCAAGAAGAAGAGGGUCGUAUGGGGGUGGCAGGGGGCACUCAGGGCGGGGGUAUGGCUGGAAUGAAGGUUCAUAGAGGACAAAGGAGGAUAAACAAGAUGAGUGACAGCCAAGAGGGUAAGAUCAAGCUGGUCUUCUUCGUGGCGAUCAUCGGGGUGACCCUGACGGUGUUGGGCAUGGGCACAGAGUUCUGGGUGGAGCUGGCCCAGCCGAAAAAUUAUAGCGGCAACCAGACCUGCCAGAUGGCCCACUACGGCCUCUGGAAAGGCUGCAUCCGCACCCUGUGGGUGUCCGACAUAGAUCCUGAGAGGACGAGCUGCGGUCCUGCAGAACUACCUGGAGAAUCCAACUGCACCUACUUCAAGUUCUUCACGUCUGGAGAGAACGCGGUCAUAUUCAAGAAGACGACUAACAGGAAUUUGAAUCUGGCAGCAGCUAUCUUGGCACUUUUGAGCCUGACCAUGAUGGUGAUGGGCUCCAUCUGUAUCGCCAUGUCACUCAGCAAAGGAGUGCCCUUCUUUCUCAAACCAGCAUCCUUCUGCUUCAUUCUAUCAGGUUUUCUGGUUCUCCUGUCGGUGUUGGUUUUCCAUCAGUCUGUGCUGGCUUUGCUGUCCAGCGACCACUCCGUACCUCUUCACCAUGAGUUGUCCUGGUCUGUGGCGUGUGUCGGCUCAGCUGGAGCCAUCCUCAUUUUCGGAGGUGUCCUUUUCUUAAUCCUUGCUCUUCCUUUUAGUCCUUUGCAAAAAUGCUUUCCACACAAGGAUAGCACCACCUAGCCCUAAAAUAUCAAUUAGGCAAACAGUAUCUUUAAUAAUCUUUGAGAACACCAAAUUCCAACAGCUGUGACUUUAAGCUUGAGCUUGGUACAUAAUUUAAAGAAAAGAAACACUAGGUCUUAACAGAAUAUGAGAAGACGAAGGAGCAACACAUAACACACAGGAAGGCCUUUAGAGUUAGAUUUCAUGGUAACCUUUAUGUCAGUAAUGUCUAGUGAUGUAGAUGGAACAACUCUUUUAGAAUUUAAGUCAAAUCACAAAUAAACCAUAGGUCUCUGCAUGCAAAAGCUGUAAAACUGCAAAUAAAUCUUCUAUUUUUUAAUAAUAUGCUUUUCUGUUUGAUUUAUUUUAAAGUUUGUUAAUAUUUCUCUCUUGUGUUAUGAAUAAUUAACAUUUCAAGCUUGCAUCUAAAUGAUACAUUUUUGGGAUUAUGAAAAAACGAAACUUUUACCAGGUGACUUUAACCUGAACACUUACAUGUGUAAAAAUGCUAAAAUCAGUUGUGAUUUUUAGACAGGUUGUUCUAUUAAAAUUUUGAAAUGCAACAUAAACUGGCAGAAAGAGCAGUGGAAUGCCAUUGUGCGGCGCCCAGGGAGCAGUGUGAGGUUAAGGGUCUUGCUCAGGGACCCAGAGUGUCAGUCUGUGUGAGUGGGGCUUUGAACUCAGAUCCUCUAGAUUCUGAGUUCUACUCUAGAACCUCCAAUCCUUUAGUUGUUAAACCUUUGCCUCUCUACUUUUUGAAGGAUAUUUGCCCUUUUCAAACCUCAGAUAUCUGGUUUGGUCAUCUCUAAACUGUCAAUAUGCCCAGGUCUGGGUGUCCAUGCAAGUUUACUCUGAAAGUGAAUAACAAGGUCCAAGAAAUAGUCUAACCCCCUAAAAUAUGACAGAGGAAGCUCUGGUAGGCUCUUGCUACUGUUGGUUUUGAAGUGCAUGCUUCUGCAACCAGAAAGAAGGUGCUUAAAUUCAACUUUAAUGAAAGGUGUUCAAGGAAAAUGCCUUUUUUGUCACUGGACUGCAGCAGUUAAUUUGAUAUUGCUGCAGGGAAGCCUGUCUUUAAAAAAGAAAAUCUUUGUUCUGUUUUCCGGUAGCCCGGUAGUUGUAUUCUGCUCCACUGUUGAUGUUGUAGGGGGUGAAAAUGUAUUUUUGAUAGUCAUUAGUAUUUAUACAUCUCUGGCCUUGCAACCUGCAACUUCUUCAGCAAACAUCUCCUUGCAGAAUUUCACAUUUACUUAAUAAGGACUUCUUGGCAUCCCUUCAAGCAGUGAAUCUUAAUAAGAUAACUACACUUAUUUAUGUUCAUUUGUGUUAAAGCACUUACUCUAGCAAGAGAAGCAGCCAUGUUUUGCAACAUUACAUUUUGACAGUCUAAGGUUAUUUUGUGCAGGGCACACAACACUGGAUCUUAAACUUCUAUAUUAUUUAAUUGGUCCUAUCCUGACUUUACAAUAGCCUUAUAGCCAGAUGCACAGAGCUCAAACACUAUCAUGAGGGUUUUUAACCUCAGAAACAAAGAAAAAAACUUUAUGAAGCAGGAGAACCUCAAUUAAACAUUAUAUGAGCUGAAUCAUUAAUGGAUUUUACAAAAAUAAGGAACAAACAAUCAACUGUUGCUCAUUCACGCCUUUUCAGCUCCUCCUCGAUCAUAAUGGGCGUUCCAAAGUGCAGAAAUUGUUGAAGCCACUUAGUAUUUAAUUCGGAGGUAUGCUUUCUUUAGAUUUUACUCAAAUAUUGACACCAAGUUUUAUUUUCUCCUAAUCUCAUCUAUUUUGUUAAGUGCAUGAGUUGUAUCUAAAGCAAACACAACACAGCUGCCAUUUCAGCUGGGAUGUUACCCCACCUCUCCCAAAUGUAAUGACCAUCACUGUUGCUAAGCUAAUCAGAUUUAAUCUAAUCACACCACAGAACAAGUCUCACGAAAAGGUGAUCUUUGUCCCUGUUUGAUUGUGCAACGUGUAAUUGAGCUUUUUCUGAUGAUUCAAAUAAUGUCUUCUUCUAUGCUGAGUGGCCUUUAAGUACAUGUCAGUUCAGGACUGUUGUUUUUCAUGAAAAUCAGUUCUUCAUAUAGAAGACUGGCUUUGUUAGUGAAUUUGCAUAAUAAAAAUUAUUAAGUAGUUUCCUGUUAUUAGCCUUUGAUUUUAAACUGUCUAUCAUUACGUACUUUUAGCAUACAGUAUGCACAACUUUAUUUGCAACAUUGUUUACUAUAUUUUAUUCUGAGAAACAGUUAAUGUUAUUUUUUUUUAUUCUAGCAUAGCAUUUCUGUUCACUGUUGAUAUAUUUAAAGUAUCUGUUUUGGUCAUUA
This is a messenger RNA of Cyprinodon variegatus (sheepshead minnow), 3100 nucleotides long. It is a transcript of the gene cacng6b, whose product is annotated as voltage-dependent calcium channel gamma-6 subunit-like. Gene Ontology annotation, cellular component: membrane; L-type voltage-gated calcium channel complex. Bases 1 to 798 code for a protein of 265 amino acids. The record is from RefSeq and is a predicted model, not a curated record. The transcript is spliced from 4 exons. Gene Ontology annotation, molecular function: calcium channel regulator activity. NCBI's taxonomy places the organism in Eukaryota, Metazoa, Chordata, Actinopteri, Cyprinodontiformes, Cyprinodontidae. Gene Ontology annotation, biological process: regulation of calcium ion transmembrane transport via high voltage-gated calcium channel.